This is a messenger RNA of Electrophorus electricus (electric eel), 2153 nucleotides long. RefSeq names its product minichromosome maintenance domain containing 2 (gene mcmdc2). Gene Ontology annotation, cellular component: nucleus. NCBI's taxonomy places the organism in Eukaryota, Metazoa, Chordata, Actinopteri, Gymnotiformes, Gymnotidae. Gene Ontology annotation, molecular function: ATP binding; single-stranded DNA helicase activity; DNA binding. Gene Ontology annotation, biological process: double-strand break repair via break-induced replication. The record is from RefSeq and is a predicted model, not a curated record.
AUAGUCCGCGAGAGAUGGUUAUUUGGUCAGCACUGAGACUGCUUUUCUUUCGCUAGCUAACUAGUAAUUAUUUUGACGAACAAAAUAUGGAGAAUCUUCUGUCUAUGAAAGAGUCUAUAAUAACAUACUUGGAUAGAAGUGGAGGGCUGAAUAAGCUCGUUGAGGGAUGCAAGUAUUUCAGAGAUUCGCAACAAGUGGAAGCAGUGUAUCGAUUUAGUUUGGACGUUAAUCCCUCCGAUGUGGUUGAACUGGAUGCUCUACUGGGAGACUGCAUAUUACACGAUCCUAUGAAAGCUACUUCACUCUUCCAAUCUGUUUGUUUUCUGGCAAUAAAGACAUUGUCACUAAUUGAGCAUAUAGAAACAGAAAACCAGGUUAAUGUUGUUCUGAGACUUACACACAUUCCACCUUUUCCAAACUACUUUAUGGACUUGUCUGACUUCCCCCGUGGGUACGGUCCAAUGAGGCCUGUGGCAAUAGAGGGCCUUGUAAUUGCAAUGACUCCUAUCACUAAAUACACCCGAGGAGCCAGAUUCCUCUGUGCAGAAGAAAAAUGUCCUUGCUCUAGAGGUUUCCACCACAUUCGAGUGCAUGCCCCAGGAGCUACAGAAUCUGCUACUGUCAGAAACGACUUCAUCUGCUUUCUCUGCACCUCACCACUCAAAGAGGAUGUAAAGUCUCGUGUUUUAGGCGAUAAACAACUAGUUGAGCUUGUGGAUGUGAAGGCACUGGAUGUCUUAAGAGGCCAUGACCCUUCUUCCCUGAGAUAUCAAUCCGUCAACUUGUUUUUGAGAGAUGAACUAUGUAACUGCAUGAAAAUUGGUCAGAUUUAUCAGUUGGUGGGGAUACCAGCGCAUGUACACCAGUGGCCCAGUGUUAGUUGGAGCAUAGAGGCCUGCAGCAUUCAAACGGUCAUGCCUAAUUAUCCCUGCCUGGUGAGUGACAACUUCAAGGCCCUACACGCUACUUCAGCCAGUUCUCCAUGGAGGUUCUCUGCCAUUGUGGCUAACACUUUUGCAUCUCCAGUAGUCCCGCCUGGCCUCUACAGCACCCUGAAGCUUUUACUUCUCCUUAGCCUGGUGCAGACCGAGGGAGAGAAUGAAGAAGCACACAACCAUCUAGAUGUGCUUGCAAUCACCAGUGACACUCUUAUCAUAGACAGGUUAAUGACAUACUGUCUGGGCCUGGCUGCACGAGGUGUUCGUCACCCAGUUACUGGAGAGCUGUUUGCUUCCCUGUCCAGAGAUGACCAUGGAACAGGAACAGCCAACAUCCGUGCUGGAUCUGCCCUUUUGGCCACUGGGGGCGUGUGCCUGCUGGGAGACUUAACAUGCUACAAGAGAGACAGGAUAGAUGCACUCCAGUCAGUUCUGGAAAACAGAGCAGUGUCUGUAUUCAUCCCAGGAAAGAAGUAUGGGGAGGACGCUGACCAGCUACUCUCCUUCCCUGUCCAGUGUAACUUUUGGGCCCUGACCGACGCAGCAACCCCAUCCAGGAAGCUCAUCAGACCUGAAACUAUAGUGCUUGGUUCAGUGGAGAUGGGUCCAGUGCCCCCACAGGUCACAAACGCGUUUGGACUAGUGAUCCAGUGUCGGGAGGCAGGGGCUGACCACCCAUGCCUUCCUAUGACAGUACACUUACUGAGGCAAGCCAUCUCACCAGGAGAGCCCCUUUACCCUGCUAGCAUGCAGUUUACCACACAGGACUACAAAGAGCUCCUGGCUCAUGCUCGGGGCCUCAAAGUUGACAUGAGCCCUGAGGCUGAGAAGAUGAUCUACGGCUACUACAUGGCCAGUAGGAGAGUGCGAUCAGAUUCUGCCCAGGCGUCUUUGGUGUCUGUCACAUCUAUCAAACUACUGAUAGCUCUUGCACAAGCUCAUGCCAAGCUCAACUUAAGGACACGUGUUCUAGAAUAUGAUGCAGUUAUUGCAGUGCUGCUUUGUGAGAACUCAAUCACCCUGAAACAUGGGGCCUCAGCGCUUGUUAUUCCACCCGAUGCCACGUUUCCAUGUGAUCUGCGUGACCUGGACUCCCUGCAGAGGCGAGACCUGACCUUGGAAGGCUUCCACCAGCAGAUUUUGCACUUUGUGUACACAUAUGCACCAGGGCCUGCAACCUACAUCACAGAAGAGUAGGGGCCCCAAUUUCUCAAA